This is a messenger RNA of Fukomys damarensis (Damara mole-rat), 2959 nucleotides long. RefSeq names its product netrin G1 (gene Ntng1). The record is from RefSeq and is a predicted model, not a curated record. Lineage: Eukaryota; Metazoa; Chordata; Mammalia; Rodentia; Bathyergidae. The transcript has 10 exons. Gene Ontology annotation, molecular function: cell-cell adhesion mediator activity. Bases 1169 to 2959 code for a protein of 596 amino acids.
GGCACCGCGAUCCCGAAGCGUCGCGGGCCAUGUGUAUUUCAUCAAACGGACUUGGGGUGCGUCGCGUCUCGCAGCCAUCAACGCGAUGUGCAGGGACAUUUCUGACUUGAGUGGAGGAAUGCGCGAAGGAAGCCCGGGCGAAACCGGCACCGGAGGAUCUUCUUGGCGCCAACACUAAUUGUCCUGAUUUAUGCCCCUUCUGACUAAGCUCAGCGUCUACAUCGGGAAUAAAAUGAAAGCGGGACCAAGCGGGGUAGAACCGCCGGGCCGCUGGUUCUGAUCCCUCGGAAUCAGAACAUCGUCCUGCAGCUUGAAGAAAGAAAGGAAUAGAAAUAGAAGAGAGGGGUUGAAAUCCCUCUGUAAAAGUUUAAGACGAGAAGUGGCAGGAGCAGCGGCGCGAGGAGGCGCCGAAAGCCGGCGAGCGGGGACCGGAGGGCUGGCGAGACCUCCGAGGGCUGCGCUUUCAUUAUUAAUAUCUCUGUAUUUUUGGAGGGAGAGGCACCUUUCUCAGCCUCUCUUCCUCUCCGCCCACCCCUUCUCCUCCCCCGCAUCUACCUGUCAAAGUCACUGAUCUUUUACAUUUCGGAAGAGGACGUCAACAGGAAGGAAUUCCCCCUCUGGGUGCGGGCUCCGAGAGGGGGCGACGCGCAGGAGCAGCCCCGGCCCGAGGCGAAGGAUACUGCUGCCAGAAGCACAGAAUGAUUGAUGGGAAGCAGACACUGGACUGUGAGACACUCGUCCUUCUGCUUUAGAUACUGAUAUCUCAGCGCUCUCGGCGCGCCUGAACCACCCUCGUGAGCCGUGAACACUGAGGAUCACUCAGGGUUAUCAGAUGCAUAAUGGGAGAGUCAUCACUUUGCUAAGCUAUCUGCUCCUGGACAUCUUUGGCCAAAACCAAACGAGACCUGAGUCUAAGAGAUACGUUCUAGGAUGAAGAAAAGGCCGCAAGGUGUUGAUGCCUAACCCACAAGUAUGUUAGGCUGCCACCAAAGUCAUCAGUAUUCCUGAGUAUACACAAUAUCUAAAUCCUUCCUAUUGGUUUUGGAAAUCUCAUCCUCUGUCUCUUUUUAAAAGUAUACAGACCUACCUACAUAAAGAGACACAUAUAUGUUCAUGUAAAAUAGACACAGAUUACAGAUAAGCCACGAAGACUACAACGAAUUUAGAGAUGUAUUUGUCAAGAUUCCUGUCCAUUCAUACCCUUUGGGUUACAGUGUCCUCGGUGAUGCAGCCCUACCCUUUGGUAUGGGGACAUUAUGAUGUGUGUAAAACUCAGAUUUACACAGAAGAAGGGAAAGUGUGGGAUUACAUGGCCUGUCAGCCAGAAUCCACGGACAUGACCAAAUAUCUGAAAGUGAAACUGGAUCCUCCCGAUAUUACCUGUGGAGACCCUCCUGAGUCAUUCUGUGCAAUGGGCAACCCCUACAUGUGCAAUAAUGAGUGUGACGCAAGUACCCCCGAGCUGGCACACCCCCCUGAGCUGAUGUUUGAUUUUGAAGGAAGACAUCCCUCCACGUUUUGGCAGUCUGCUACUUGGAAGGAAUACCCCAAGCCUCUCCAGGUUAACAUCACUCUAUCUUGGAGCAAAACCAUUGAGCUCACAGACAACAUAGUUAUUACUUUUGAAUCGGGGCGUCCAGACCAAAUGAUCCUGGAGAAGUCUCUUGAUUAUGGACGAACAUGGCAGCCCUAUCAGUAUUAUGCCACAGACUGCUUAGAUGCUUUUCACAUGGACCCGAAAUCCGUGAAGGAUUUAUCACAGCACACAGUCUUAGAAAUUAUUUGUACAGAAGAGUACUCCACAGGGUAUUCAACAAAUAGCAAAAUUAUCCACUUUGAAAUCAAAGAUAGGUUUGCAUUUUUUGCUGGACCUCGGCUACGGAAUAUGGCUUCUCUCUACGGCCAGCUGGAUACAACCAAGAAACUCAGAGAUUUCUUUACAGUCACAGACCUGAGGAUAAGGCUGCUGAGACCAGCCGUUGGGGAAAUAUUUGUAGAUGAGCUUCACUUGGCACGCUACUUUUACGCAAUCUCAGACAUAAAGGUGCGAGGAAGGUGCAAGUGUAACCUCCACGCCACUGUGUGUGUAUAUGACAACAGCAAACUGACAUGUGAAUGUGAGCACAACACUACAGGUCCAGACUGUGGGAAAUGCAAGAAGAACUAUCAGGGUCGGCCAUGGAGUCCAGGCUCGUAUCUCCCCAUCCCCAAAGGCACUGCAAAUACCUGUAUUCCCAGCAUUUCCAGUAUUGGUAAUCCUCCAAAGUUUAAUAGGAUAUGGCCGAAUAUUUCUUCCCUUGAGGUUUCUAACCCAAAACAAGUUGCUCCCAAAUUAGCUUUGUCAACAGUUUCUUCUGUUCAAGUUGCAAACCACAAGAGAGACUGUGAAUGCUUCGGCCACUCCAAUCGAUGCAGUUAUAUCGAUCUGCUAAAUACAGUCAUUUGCGUGAGCUGUAAACACAACACUAGAGGGCAGCACUGUGAGUUAUGCAGGCUGGGCUACUUCAGAAAUGCUUCUGCACAACUGGACGAUGAGAAUGUAUGCAUAGAGUGUUAUUGUAACCCUUUGGGCUCAAUCCAUGAUCGUUGUAAUGGCUCAGGAUUUUGUGAGUGUAAGACUGGAACGACAGGGCCUAAGUGUGAUGAGUGUCUGCCGGGAAAUUCCUGGCACUACGGCUGUCAACCGAACGUCUGCGACAAUGAGCUCCUGCACUGCCAGAACGGAGGGACGUGCCACAACAACGCGCGCUGCCUGUGCCCGGCCGCGUACACCGGCAUCCUCUGCGAGAAGCUGCGCUGCGAGGAGGCGGGCAGCUGCGGCUCCGACUCCGAGCACCGCACCCAGCCGUCCGACAGGCCUGUGCCGUGGGGAAGCAAACACAACUCAAGCAUUUGCUACCAACGUAGACAACACACUCACACCCACUCCAACACAGUGUACAAACUAAGAAAGGCCUAA